Molecule: messenger RNA, 3889 nt
Organism: Tripterygium wilfordii
Lineage: Eukaryota; Viridiplantae; Streptophyta; Magnoliopsida; Celastrales; Celastraceae
Product: receptor-like protein kinase 2
Exons: 2
Coding region: 326-3754 (1142 amino acids)
Biological process (GO): protein phosphorylation
Cellular component (GO): plasma membrane
Molecular function (GO): protein binding; protein kinase activity; ATP binding
Source: RefSeq, a predicted model, not a curated record
GGUUGCGGCAUCCGAGGUGUGGAGGUGGUGUGGUGUGGUGUGGGUGUAGUGGUGGAGGUGCAGUUUUGUUGAUCUCUAGGUAUUGGGUUUUGCUUUUCUUUUCAUUUGUUUUACAUUGUUCUUUUCUUGGUUAGGUGUAUUUGUUCAAAUAACUUCGUAGAAAACUCUUAAACAACUAGCUCUCUCUAAAACACUGGUGCUUCUCUGAGUUUGAGUUCAAACCAAGAAGCCAAUAUUGGGAAACAGAGAGAGAGAGAGGCACAGAGAUUGAGAGAGCAAACCAAAUGAUACAAACCCAAGAAGAAAGUUUUGGAAAUUGAGGCAAAUGUCGAUGCCCAGCUCGAGGCAACAACAAUCCUUCUCUUCUUCUUCUUCUUAUUGUUCUUCAUUCUUUAUACUCUCUCUUCUCUUAACCAUUCUCUUCACUAUCAAAACCUCUGCUACACAAAACCAUGAAGCUUCUCUUCUCUUCUCUUGGCUACACUCCUCUCCUUCUCCACCUUCUUCACUUUCUUGGAACAAUAUUGAUGCCAACCCAUGUAACUGGACCUCCAUCACAUGCUCUCCACAAGGUUUUGUCACUGAAAUCAAUAUCCAGUCAGUCCCUCUUCAGCACACAUUGCCACCCAAUAUCUGUUCAUUUCGAUUCCUUCGUAAACUAGUGAUCUCCUAUGCUAAUCUUACUGGAACAAUCCCAGUUGAUAUUGGUGACUGCAGUGAACUCACUCUGUUAGACAUUAGCUCAAACAGUUUGGUGGGUAUUAUUCCUUCAAGUAUUGGUCAGCUUCAAAAUCUUGAAGAGUUGAUUUUGAACUCUAACCAGCUUACUGGGAAAAUCCCAGUUGAGCUAGUCAAAUGCAUUGGACUCAAGAGUCUGCAGCUUUUUGAUAAUAAGCUAGGUGGGUAUAUCCCUCCCGAGCUAGGCAAAUUGUCAAAUCUUGAAGUCAUGAGAGUUGGUGGCAACAAAGACAUUAUUGGAAGAAUUCCUGAUGAGCUUGGAGAUUGCAGCAAUCUGACUGUGUUGGGGAUUGCUGAUACGCGAAUUUCGGGUUCUUUACCGGCCUCAUUGGGGAAGCUAAGCAAGCUUCAAACUUUGUCUGUGUACACUACAAUGCUCUCUGGUGAAAUCCCACCUGAAAUAGGUAACUGUUCUGAGCUUGUGAGCUUGUUUUUGUAUGAGAAUAGUCUAACUGGUUCAAUCCCACCUGACAUUGGUAAGCUUGGGAAGCUAGAACAGUUGUUUUUGUGGCAGAACAGUCUUGUUGGGGUUAUCCCAGAAAAGAUUGGUAAUUGUAGUAGCUUGAAAAUGAUUGACCUCUCUUUGAAUUCUCUAUCUGGGACCAUACCUUUGUCUUUAGGAGGCCUUUUGGAGCUUGAAGAGUUUAUGAUUAGUGAUAACAAUGUGUCUGGUUCAAUACCCUCCAGCCUUUCCAAUGCUAGGAAUCUUGUACAGUUACAAGUUGAUAAAAAUCAGAUCUCAGGUUUGAUUCCACCAGAGCUUGGAAUGUUGUCAAAGCUCAAUGUCUUCUUUGCUUGGCAGAACCAGCUAGAAGGAAGCAUUCCUUCUAGUUUGGGUAGUUGUGGUAAUCUCCAAGCAAUAGAUUUGUCUCACAAUUCACUCACUGGUAGCAUUCCCCCAGGCUUGUUUAAGCUUCAAAACCUCACAAAACUGCUGCUGAUUUCUAAUGAUAUUUCUGGUACCAUACCACCAGAAAUUGGCAAUUGCAGCUCACUUGUUCGGUUACGGCUGGGAAAUAACCGGAUUUCUGGUGGGAUUCCAAGAGAAAUAGGGGGUCUCAAGAGCUUGAAUUUUCUUGAUUUUUCCAGCAACCGCCUUUCGGGAUCAGUUCCAGAUGAGAUUGGGAGUUGCACAGAGUUGCAAAUGAUAGACUUUAGCAACAACACUUUGCAGGGUCCCCUGCCUAACUCAUUGUCUUCUUUGUCUGGGCUCCAAGUCCUGGAAUGUUCUCUUAAUCGAUUUUCAGGUCAAGUACCGGCAAGCUUAGGCCGCCUUGUUUCACUAAACAAGCUCAUUUUGGGCAGCAAUUCAUUUUCCGGGUUAAUACCUUCAUCUCUUGGACUGUGUUCAAGUCUCCAAUUGCUUGAUCUUAGCAGCAAUGAGCUCACCGGCAGCAUCCCCGUGGAGCUCGGUCGAAUAGAAGACCUUGAAAUUGCACUUAACCUGAGUUGCAAUGAACUCACGGGGCCAAUUCCGCCUCAGAUAUCAGCACUGAACAAGCUUUCCAUAUUAGACCUUUCUCAUAACAAACUGGAGGGGGAUUUGAGUACACUUUCAAGACUUGAAAAUCUUGUCUGUCUCAACAUCUCCUACAAUAAAUUCACUGGUUAUCUGCCUGACAACAAGCUUUUUCGCCAAUUAGCCCCUGCAGACCUAGCAGGGAACCAAGAUCUCUGCUCCUCAAGCCAGGAUUCAUGUUUCAUGGGCGGUGUUGGCGGCAUAAAUGAGAAGGAUGAAAAGCAGUCGCGCAGACUUAAAUUAGCACUUGCAUUGCUGAUUACUCUUACAGUAGCAAUGGUGAUUAUGGGAACAAUUGCGGUUAUUCGUGCUCGAAGGGUUAUUAGAGACGACAAUGAUUCUGAGUUAGGAGACUCAUGGCCAUGGCAGUUCACACCAUUCCAGAAGCUAAAUUUCUCGGUCGACCAGGUGCUUAGAUGCCUAGUGGAUGCGAAUGUGAUUGGAAAGGGAUGUUCAGGGGUUGUUUAUCGCGCUGACAUAGAUAAUGGUGAAGUCAUUGCAGUGAAGAAGCUGUGGCCAUCAACAGUAGCUGCUGCAAAUGCAUGCAAUGAUGAAAAAUGCAGUGUUCGCGAUUCCUUCUCAACUGAGGUGAAAAUGCUAGGCUCGGUCCGCCAUAAGAACAUUGUUAGAUUCUUGGGUUGUUGUUGGAAUCGAAACACGAGGUUGUUAAUGUAUGAUUAUAUGCCUAAUGGAAGCUUGGGUAGUCUCCUUCAUGAGAGGACAGGAAAUUCUUUGGAAUGGGACCUUAGGUACCAUAUCUUGUUAGGAGCAGCACAGGGCCUAGCUUAUCUACACCAUGAUUGUGUCCCUCCUAUUGUUCAUAGAGAUAUUAAGGCUAAUAACAUCCUCAUCGGCCUUGAGUUUGAGCCUUACAUUGCUGAUUUUGGCCUUGCCAAGCUUGUUGAUGACGGCGAUUUUGCUCAAUCCUCCAAUACAGUUGCUGGCUCCUAUGGAUAUAUUGCUCCCGAGUAUGGAUACAUGAUGAAGAUCACAGAGAAGAGCGAUGUUUAUAGUUAUGGUAUCGUGGCACUGGAAGUAUUGACAGGGAAGCAACCAAUCGAUCCAACAAUUCCAGACGGGCUCCAUGUAGUUGAUUGGGUUAGACAAAAGAGGGGAGGUAUUGAAGUCCUUGAUCCAGGCUUAUUGUCUAGACCAGAAUCAGAAAUCGAGGAGAUGAUGCAGGCAUUAGGCAUAGCCUUACUAUGUGUAAACUCACCACCUGAUGAAAGACCAACAAUGAAAGACGUCGCGGCAAUGCUUAAAGAGAUUAAGCAUGAGACAGAAGAGUAUGCAAAGGUUGAUGUGCUGCUUAAGGAAUCUCCAGCAACUUAUAUUCAAGAAAAUAAUAAGAAGUCAAGUUCUAGUGCAAUUCCAGCAGCAACAUCAUCAUCCAAGCCUGCAAUGCAAAGCUUGUAUCCUAAAAGCAAUAAUUCAAGCUUCUCCGCUUCCUCUCUACUUUACUCAGCUUCCUCUAGCUCUAAAAUGAGCUUCAAGUAAUUAUCUUGUUCAUUUAUUAGUUUGUUUAGUUGGAAGAAAAACUCUUUGCUUUACAUGUAAAGAAGAGAAGUUUAAUACUACGUACAUGCAGGUUAAUGCACAACUGGAAAUAGUGCCAAAACUUUGCAGAUUGCA